AUGAGCUAUCUUACCAUAAUCCUCAAUUGCUAUGCAACAAUUAUGGCCUUAAUUAACGCAGAAAGGUUAUCCCAGAUUUUGCUAGAGAUUCCACAAACGACUGCAGACGAACCAAACGUCAGUGCAAUUCGAGGCGACAUCGUCACUAUCAUCAUGCGCCAUGUCAAAGUCAGAUUUUUGUCACUAUUAAGAGCCUACUGGUUCUUCUAUUUCAUCACCGGCUAUCUUAGCAUUUGGAUCCAACUCAUCUUGUAUAUUUGGGUGCUUCCAGGAAGUUUCCCACUGCAAAUCUUUGCGUCGACGUCGACAGGAGUUGCUUUACUGCCUAUGGGCCUCUUCUGGCUAGGGUGA
This is a messenger RNA of Serendipita indica DSM 11827, 351 nucleotides long. Lineage: Eukaryota; Fungi; Basidiomycota; Agaricomycetes; Sebacinales; Serendipitaceae. The record is from the annotation of a GenBank genome assembly.